AACUGAUGAAUAUGUACAGAUGGUUCCAAAUGGAACUGAAACUCAGGCAAACAAACUACAGUUUGAACAGCAGGAGGCCACCUGUCAUCGGGACUUACACUGUAAAGGAUCUGGGAGCUGUGGCACCUACAUCUAAUUCCCUGCUGCAAAGCUUUGCUCUGCAUCUUAUAACUACGGUGCAGUCGAUCGGAGAGAGGGUGGUGCUCUUCCUCCUCAGCCAGGUUGUUUUCGGGACCCUGGAGAGACCUGUGGACGAGGACAUCUACUUCACGCCUCACCCCGCCGGGGAGCUGGGAAAAAUCCUGUGGCGGGACGGGGAGGCGGCUGGCUUUUACACCAUCAAGAGGAAAGGCAGCCUGUGUGACAGCUGCACCAGCCAGAGCUACACGCUCCCCGUCUUGGACACCCUGUUUGUGAGGAGACGGUGGCGCAGGGCAGGCCUGGCCCUGGGCAUGCUGGAGGACUUCUGUAGCUCCUUUGCCAGCGAGGAAGCCCUGGGGAUCAGCUGUCCGAUUUCUGCCAGCAUGUAUCAGGUGUGCAGGAAGUUUCUCCUGGCCCACGAGGAGCUGCGGGACCGCCUGUUCGAGGUGGAGGCCCCUGGGGGCUGGAGCCAGAGGAGCAGCGUGUGGCUACGGGCCCGGCCCGAGGGGACAGCUGCACACCGAAGUGCUGAGGUGCUGAAUGCUGAUCCAUCUGGGAGCCGCCCGUUGAAAUUGGAUGAUGGAGAGCAAACUGCUGUGGUCAAGCUGACAAAGCAGAUUGAAUCUGACCAACCGUUACCCAGAGCUGGCAGUGCUGGGUGUGAAACCCCGAGAGGCAGGGGUCACAAACGGACAGGGCCCGAUGCUACAGGAAACACAGUCUCCAAAAGAGCCAAGAAAUCAGAGUAGGAGCUGGGAUACAGGGGGUCUGAUGGGCUUUAAUAAUCCGAGCUUGAUGAGAAGAAACAUGAUCGGGCCCAAGACAAAUGCAGCCAGAAACACCAGCAAUCCUUUGGUUUGCUCCUCUGAAGAAAUCCUGUGAGCUUGCCAUUCUGGAUCUGUGAAUUGAGGGGAAAAGGGGAAACGCGAUUUAACUGAAACAGUCGCAACCAGG
Molecule: messenger RNA, 1095 nt
Organism: Lepisosteus oculatus (spotted gar)
Lineage: Eukaryota; Metazoa; Chordata; Actinopteri; Semionotiformes; Lepisosteidae
Source: RefSeq, a predicted model, not a curated record